Cutaneotrichosporon cavernicola is the source of this 1059-nucleotide messenger RNA. RefSeq lists its product as uncharacterized. NCBI's taxonomy places the organism in Eukaryota, Fungi, Basidiomycota, Tremellomycetes, Trichosporonales, Trichosporonaceae. Gene Ontology annotation, molecular function: dihydroorotase activity. Gene Ontology annotation, biological process: 'de novo' pyrimidine nucleobase biosynthetic process; pyrimidine nucleotide biosynthetic process. The transcript is spliced from 3 exons. The record is from RefSeq and is a predicted model, not a curated record. The coding region runs from base 1 to 1059 and encodes 352 amino acids. Gene Ontology annotation, cellular component: cytoplasm.
AUGUCCGACACGAUCACGCUCCCUGCGCCCGCCGACUUCCAUGUCCACGUCCGCCAGGGCGCCAUGUGCGAGCUCGUGACGCCACACGUCGCCGCGGGCGGUGUCCGUACCGCCUACGUGAUGCCCAACCUCGUCCCUCCUCUCACCAAGACGGAAGCCGUGCUCGAGUACAAGAAGGAGCUGGAGCGCAUUGCGCCCAACGUGGAGUGGCUGAUGACGCUCUACCUCCACCCCGAGGUAACGCCUGACGAGAUCCGCAAGGCCGCCAAGGCUGGUGUGAGCGGCGUUAAGAGCUACCCGCGCGGUGUGACGACCAACUCGUCCUCCGGCAUCGAGGACUACGGCGUCUACUACCCCGUCUUUGAGGCGAUGGAGGAGGAGGGCAUGGUCCUGAACCUGCACGGCGAGGUUCCCUCGGACGACGAGAAGAACAUCUCGGUUCUCAAUGCCGAGAAGCACUUCCUCGAGCACCUGCGUAAACUUGCCGCCGACUUUCCCAACCUCCGCAUCGUCCUUGAGCACGCCACCACCGCCGAGGCGGUCGAGUGUGUUGCUUCCCUGGGCCCCAACGUCGCGUGCAGCAUUACUGCACACCACCUCUGGCUCACCAUCGACACCGUCGCUCCCCAGCCGCACCACUUCUGCAAGCCCCUCGCCAAGGAGCCGCGUGACCGCAAGGCACUGCAGGGUGCCGUGCGCUCUGGAAACCCCAAGUUCUUCAUGGGCUCCGAUUCCGCACCCCACCCGUCGGCGUCCAAGAUGCCUUCUAUUUCCGAGGCCGGCGAGCUCCACUCGUGCGCGGCGGGAUGCUACACUUCCCCCUACCUUAUUCCGCUCGUCGCUACUCUCCUCGAGAGCUUCGGUGCGCUCGACAAGCUCCAGGGCUUUGUGAGCGACAACGGGCGCGCGUUCUACAAGAUCCCUGCCAAGGCUGGGGAGGAGGUCGUUAUCCGCCGCCCGGCUGUGGCUGUCAAGGUGCCCUCCAAGCUCGAGGGACACGGGAACGAGGUUGUGCCCUUCUGGGCUGGGCGUGAGCUUGGUUGGGAGAUUGUCAACUAG